This is a messenger RNA of Malassezia pachydermatis, 1011 nucleotides long. Its product is annotated as glyceraldehyde-3-phosphate dehydrogenase. The coding region runs from base 1 to 1011 and encodes 336 amino acids. The transcript has a single exon. NCBI's taxonomy places the organism in Eukaryota, Fungi, Basidiomycota, Malasseziomycetes, Malasseziales, Malasseziaceae. The record is from RefSeq and is a predicted model, not a curated record. Gene Ontology annotation, molecular function: oxidoreductase activity, acting on the aldehyde or oxo group of donors, NAD or NADP as acceptor; NADP binding; NAD binding. Gene Ontology annotation, biological process: glucose metabolic process.
AUGGUGAACAUUGGUAUCAACGGUUUUGGUCGUAUUGGCCGCAUUGUGUUCCGCAACUCGCUGGAGCACGAGAACAUCACUGUGGUGGCUGUGAACGACCCGUUCAUCAACCUUGACUACAUGGUGUACAUGCUCAAGUACGACUCGACCCACGGCCGCUUCGCUGGUGAGGUCUCGGCCAAGGGCGACAAGCUGGUCGUGAACGGCAAGGAGAUCUCGGUGUUCGCCGAGAAGGACCCGAAGGACAUUCCUUGGGGCAAGGCCGGCGCUGAGUACGUGCUCGAGUCGACUGGUGUGUUCACCACCACCGAGAAGGCUUCGGCUCACCUGGAGGGUGGUGCCAAGAAGGUCGUGAUCUCGGCCCCCUCGGCGGAUGCCCCGAUGUACGUGUGCGGUGUGAACCUCGACUCGUACGACCCGUCGCACAAGGUUGUGUCGAACGCCAGCUGCACCACCAACUGUCUGGCUCCCCUUGCCAAGGUGCUGCACGACAAGUUUGGCAUUGUGGAGGGUCUCAUGUCGACGGUGCACGCCACCACCGCCACCCAGAAGACUGUCGACGGGCCGUCGCACAAGGACUGGCGUGGUGGUCGCUCGGCGAGCGCCAACAUUAUCCCCUCGAGCACCGGUGCUGCCAAGGCUGUGGGUAAGGUCAUCCCGAGCCUGAGCGGCAAGCUCACUGGUAUGUCGUUCCGGAUCCCGACCACCGAUGUGUCGGUUGUCGACCUGACGGCUCGCCUCGAGAAGGGUGCUUCGUACGAUGAGAUCAAGGCUGAGGUCAAGCGUGCCUCGGAGCAGGAGCUCAAGGGCAUCCUCGGCUACACCGAGGACGCUGUGGUCUCGCAGGACUUUGUCGGUGACGCGCGCAGCUCGAUCUUCGACGCUUCGGCCGGUAUCCAGCUGAGCCCGAACUUUGUCAAGGUCGUGUCGUGGUACGACAACGAGUGGGGCUACUCGCGCCGCUGCCUUGACCUGAUCGCGUUCAUGGCCUCGAAGGACGGUUCGGCGUAG